Meriones unguiculatus (Mongolian gerbil) is the source of this 7531-nucleotide messenger RNA. RefSeq names its product zinc finger protein 592 (gene Znf592). The record is from RefSeq and is a predicted model, not a curated record. Bases 230 to 4033 code for a protein of 1267 amino acids. The transcript is spliced from 10 exons. Lineage: Eukaryota; Metazoa; Chordata; Mammalia; Rodentia; Muridae.
CCGCAGCCCCGCCCGCCACCGCCGUCGCCAUGUUGUGGCUCCCGCAGCCGGCGCUGGGGACGCGCGCGGCCGAGCCCGGGGCCUGCCGCCGCCGCCGCCGCCAGGUGGUGAUUGGACUCUAGACCAUGUGCCUAGGUAGUUUUUCCUUUCUCCGCAGCUCUACUCCCCCAGCAACGCUCACCACACCCUUGUUUUGAGAACCUCACUAAGCUCUUGUCAGCAUCCAGCCAUGGGGGAUAUGAAAACCCCAGAUUUUGAUGACCUUCUGGCUGCCUUUGACAUCCCAGAUCCCACGAGUCUUGAUGCCAAGGAGGCCAUCCAGACUCCUAGUGAGGAGAAUGAGAGUCCCCUGAAGUCUUCAGGCAUGUGUAUGGAUGAGAAUGUGUCCUUGUCUCACUCAGGAUCAGCCCCAGAUGUGCCGGCUGUGAGUGUCAUUGUCAAGAACACCAGCCGCCAAGAGUCAUUUGAAGCAGAGAAAGACCACAUUGCUCCUAGUCUCCUACACAAUGGAUUUCGGGGCUCAGACCUGCCUCCAGACUCCCACCACUGUGGGAAGUUUGAGUCUGCUUUUAUAAAUGGAGACAGUACUAGGAGUUUCACGAGCAAGCUAGAGGCUUCCAAGUCGGAGCCAUUACCUACCUUCAACCAGUUCAGCCCAAUCUCUAGCCCAGAACCCGAGGACCCUGUCAAAGAUAAUGGGUUUGGGAUAAAGGCCAAGCACUCUGAGAGUUAUUUCCCACCACCUCCCGGGGCUGUGGGGGGCCCAGUCCUGGAAGCUCUGUCUAAGUUCCCAGUCCCAGAGCUACACAUGUUUGAUCACAUUUGUAAGAAAGAACCCAAACCAGAACCCUUGCCUUUGGAGAGCCAGCCGGAGCAGGAGCAGGUUGGGCAGAAGGUGGUGGAGCCUCACAAAGGUCUGGAUACCAGUCGGUUCUUUGGGGAAGCUUUAGAAUUCAAUAGUCACUCUAGCAACAGUAUUGGAGAAAUCAAGAAGCUGGCUCCAGAGCUUAGUGCUUGCUCCUCCGUCCCCCCUAGGCAGCGUCUGAAGCCAGCCCAUUCCAAACUCUCCUCUUGUGUCGCAGCCUUGGUGGCCCUACAGGCCAAAAGGGUGGCCAGUGUUGCCAAGGAGGAUCAGCCUGGUCACACAAAGGAUUCCUCAGGGCCCACUAAAGAGGGUUCUAAAGGCAGCCCCAAAAUGCCCAAGUCACCAAAGAGUCCCCGGAGCCCUCUGGAGGUCACUAGAAAAAGUAUCAAGCCAUCAGACAGUCCUCGGAGCAUCUGCAGUGACAGUAGCAGCAAAGGGUCCCCUUCUGUGGCUGCCAGCUCCCCACCAGCAAUUCCCAAAGUUAGAAUCAAAACAAUUAAGACAUCAUCAGGGGAAAUCAAACGGACUGUCACAAGGAUCCUUCCAGACCCUGAUGACCCAAGUAAGUCCCCUGUUGAGUCACCUGUAGGGAGCACCAUUGCUGAGGCCCCAAGUGAGAUGGCAGGGGAUGAGGGCACAGCCAUGCCUACGGAAGAGCACUUUCCUGAGGCAGGCAUAAAUUCAGGGAGCCCCCAGGGUGACAGGAAAGGGGAUGAGAGCAUGAUAAAGGCCAGUGACUCUUCAUCUCCCUGCCGCAUCUCUGGGCCCCGGGUCUCAAAAGGAGCUGCCCUGAACUCGCAGGCAACAAAGAAGCAACAGAGCACAGCACUUCAGACAUCAACCCCAGCCCCUGCCAGUCUCUUGCCCAAAGCUGUGCACUUGGCCAACUUGAACCUGGUCCCCCACAGUGUUGCUGCAUCUGUGACUGCCAAGUCCUCAGCACAGAGACGGAGCCAGCCUCAGGUCACACAAAUGACAGUGCCCCUGGUCCACCAGGUGAAAAAGGCCGCCCCUCUGAUUGUGGAGGUCUUCAACAAGGUCCUUCACAGCUCCAACCCUGUGCCCCUCUAUGCGCCAAAUCUCAGUCCACCUGCAGACAGCAGAAUCCAUGUGCCGGCCAGUGGGUACUGCUGCCUGGAGUGUGGAGACGCGUUUGCCUUAGAGAAGAGCCUGAGCCAGCACUACAGCCGGCGGAGUGUCCACAUCGAGGUGCUGUGUACACUGUGCUCCAAGACACUGCUCUUCUUCAACAAGUGCAGCCUGCUUCGGCACGCCCGUGACCACAAGAGCAAGGGGCUUGUCAUGCAGUGUUCUCAGCUGCUUGUGAAGCCCAUCUCCGCAGACCAGAUGUUUGUGGCGGCUCCUGUGAAUUCCUCGGCACCAGCAACCCCAGCAGCUUCUUCCUCCCCUAAACCCAGCCCUCCUUCCAGCUAUGCCAGCCCUGUAAUUCCAGCCUUGCCGCUUUACCCAGACCCGGUGAGGCUCAUCCGGUAUGGAACCAAGUGUCCUGAGUGUCACAAGCAGAUGCGAGACUAUAUGGUCCUGGCUGCACAUUUCCAGAGGAUAACAGAGGAAACCGAGGGGCUAACUUGCCAGGUAUGCCAGAUGCUGCUGCCAAACCAAUGUAGUUUCUGCGCACACCAGCGGAUUCAUGCGCACAAGUCCCCCUACUGCUGCCCGGAGUGUGGCGUCCUCUGCCGCUCUGCUUACUUCCAGACUCACGUGAAGGAGAAUUGUCUGCACUAUGCCCGGAAAGUGGGCUACAGGUGCAUCCAUUGUGGUGUCAUCCACCUGACUUUGGCCUUGCUGAAAAGCCACAUCCAGGAGCGACACUGCCAGGUUUUCCACAAAUGUGCAUUCUGUCCCAUGGCCUUCAAGACUGCCAGUAGUACGAUGGACCACAGUACCACCCAGCACCCUACCCAGCCCCACAGACCCUCCCAGCUAAUUUAUAAGUGCUCCUGUGAAAUGGUCUUCAAUAAGAAGAGGCAUAUCCAACAGCAUUUUUACCAGAAUGUCAGCAAGACACAAGCGGCUGUCUUCAAGUGCCCCGAGUGCCCACUCCUGUUUCUACAGAAGCCAGAAUUAAUGCAGCACGUCAAGAGUACCCACGGUGUUCCCCGGAACGUGGAUGAGCUGUCAAGCCUCCAGUCUUCAGCGGACACGGCUUCUAGCCGCCCUGCUUCUCGUGCUGCCACUGAGCCCCCAGCCACAAGUGGAGCUGCUAGAGGCAGCUCGCUGACUGCUGGCCGCUGGGGCCGGCCAGAAGCCCACCGCAGAACUGAAGCAAGGCCACGGAUGAGGAGCACUGGUUGGACCUGCCAAGAGUGCCAGGAGUGGGUUCCUGAUAGAGAGAGCUAUGUGUCCCACAUGAAAAAGAGCCAUGGUCGGACACUGAAGCGGUACCCAUGCCGGCAGUGUGAACAGUCCUUCCACACUCCCAGCAGCCUGCGCAAACACAUACGCAACAACCACGACACAGUAAAAAAGGUCUACACUUGUGGGUACUGCACUGAGGAUAGCCCCAGCUUUCCUCGACCCUCUCUGCUAGAGAGCCACAUCAGCCUUAUGCACGGUAUCAGAAACCCUGAUUUGAGCCAGACGUCCAAAGUCAUACAGCCAGGUGGACAUUCCCCUCAGGUGAACCAUCUGAAAAGAGCAGUCAGCAGAGUAGCAGACGCUCCAGGCACUAGCAAUGGCGCAACUGUUCCCUCUACCAAAAGGCACAGGUCCGUAUUUCAGUGUGCAAAGUGCAGCUUUGCCACAGACUCAGAGCUCGAAUUCCAGAGCCACAUACCUCAGCACCAGGUGGACAGCUCCACAGCCCAGUGUCUCCUCUGUGGCCUGUGCUACACGUCUGCUAGUUCCCUCAACCGCCACCUGUUCAUAGUCCACAAAGUGAGAGAUCAGGAGGAGGAAGAGGAGGAAGAAGAGAUUGUGGAAGUGAAGGUGGAAGCCACAGACCCAGAGGCAUGCUCUGCAGAGGAGGUGGCCAUGGAGACUAGAGAGAAUGGACUGGAAGAAUGUGCCAGUGACCCUUUGGUGGCUGACCUAAAGCCAAGGAGGUCGCUAGGCCUGACUCUGGACGAAUACAGUGCCCAAGCCCCUCAGAAUCAACCACAGGCCUCUCAGGACCAGAACAGCCAUGCACUAUCUCCUCAGGUGUGACCAGAGGCCUUGUAGCCAUCCGUCAGGCUGUGGUGCCCUCCACCUGCUGUGCAGACUGUGGGAAAUAAAAAGCUCUGCCCCAGUGUUUGUGUGGCCACUGUGCUCUGGAACAGUGUCUGUUCUGAGCUGUAGGUUCUGGCUGUCUCCCAGCCCCAGAAAAUGUGGGGUCACCCAGAAUCCCUCAUAGCUCUGAAUUUGUUUCUGUUAUUUAUGGCUUAAUGCUGCUUCUUGGUACUCCAAUUCUCAUUCACGUCUCUCCAUCCCCAGGCUACUUAGGUAGUGCAACCUCAGUGCUGUCAACUCAGCUUGCAACCUCUCAGUAGCUGUGCUCUGGGCUCCCUACCUGCUGUGUUCAGUUGGAGACACCUCAGAGUUCUAUUUCCCUGCACACACCAGCUCUCCUUCCUGCCUUCAGAGCCCACAAAGGAGGGGAAUGAAGGGUGCUGGCCGUUCCUCUGGGAACUCAAGCCCAGCCUGGCUUGGUGAGGUCCCUUGCUCGGCCUUUCCUUCCUGUCUUUUUUUGAUUCUUUUCCCCAGAAACAUCCUGAGGACUUCUCCUAUCACACUGAUCAUGUCUCUGUGGGUGGGAGAAAUGGCAGUACACUCCUGUGUGGAACUGAGGAGAACAUGAAGUAUGGCUAAGGCAGGCAGGUGCCAAGAGCCAGACCCUCUGUGGGGUCUGUGCCGGGUCUUCCUUCUGCUGCUGUCCCGCAACCCCUGACAGGCAGGGCGUGGGCACACAGACAUUGGGAUGUUUGUAUUCUUGCUCCUGUGCCAUUAGGGAGGCUGCUGCCUCAGGUAGGCCGGCCCUCCUCCUCUCAGCUACAUUCUUGUUGCUCAGACUAUAUUUCAAUAAAAAAAAAAAAAAUCUUAUCAUGCAGGUAGGCUCUUGUAAUUCUCUUCGGGUGAGCUAGCCCUUCCCUGCUCCACCUGAGGUUCUUCCCAGACAGCCCCGACUGCCUCAUCUGAAGGAAAAGUGUUUCCUGGAAGCUCUAAAUUCUGGAGCUCUGUUAGGAAAACCGGGGGUCUUGGUUCCCUGGAGAUCUCUCUGGAGCAAGGGAGCAGGGCUGUGAAUAGUGGUCGAGAGCUGCCUCAAGGCCUCUGGUCUAGUUGCAUUGACCUUAAGGCCUCUUGAUAUUCUCUGGGUAUCUUUCUGUCAGAGGGUUUUCAACCCAAGAGAUUCUUGGUGAGGGCUGUAGAGAAGGAACUCUGUGACGUUCAUAUAGCAUUCAGAGACAAUUGCCACUGCCACAGCAAACUCAGACUUGAUAGAGUUGAGAUUAGAUGAGAGGUGGGGCCUGCCUGAGCACAAGGAACAGGUUGUGGGAAGGUGUUCUCUGACCCAACUGGCCUGGGUUAGGCCCACCAGGAUCCUGUGCAGCACAGGGAAGGGGUACUGGCUGAGUUCUUAGACUUGAUCUUUCAAGGGAGGCAUGACACUAAUUAGGAAUCCAAUUGGAUAAAUAUGCAUAACCUUUUCACAAUCGAGGACUUUCUCCCUUUUCUAUCAAAUGCCAAAUUUUUAGUGAAAGGCUAAUGGAAACAGUUAGUGCUUGCCUCAGAUUCAGAGACGCUCUGCUGUCCAUACCAUUUUAAUGAGCAUUCUUCCUGGCAAGGCCUCCACCUUCCUGCUUCCCCAGCUGCCAGUUGAGAGAAGCCAGCCCUGUUGAGCAGGCCCGGAGCUAACCACUGUCCCUUUCCCAAUUCCAUCACCUACUCUGGUUUCUCUUGAGAUCCUAUCAAUCUUUCACCUCAUGCUAAUCCCCAUUGCAGGGAGCCUCUGCACACCCCCUUCCCCCAUCAUUCAUGAGAGCAGGUUCUUAAGGAGGUAGCUAGAGGGCUUUGAGCUGUGUGGCUGCACUUCCUCCCACUCAGAAACCAUGGGAGCUGGAACACAGAAAGUGGAGAAACUGUGGAGCGACUGUCCUCGUGCCAGAUCCAGCCGCUUGGAGUGCUGAGCCAUGGCUUGAGCUCUUGCUGCUCUUAAACAGUUCCUGGCACGCCUCGUCCUCACAGGCUCUUCCCCCUCAGAGCAGAACUAGGAAUCCCCAUCCGGCUCCUUCAAGACUUGGAUGAGAUCAUGAGUGUGCAAGCACUCCCUAGUUUCCAGAAUAGCCUGUGGAUAUGGGGGUUCUGUGCUUCUGGACCUGGGGGCUGGCACAUCUCUCAUCUGCUGCUCACCAUGUGGGUUAUCAGUUAAGGCUUGGCCUAUCCAUUAUUCAGUGAUGAUGAAGUUAGCAUUUCCAGUCCUCAUCAUGCCCAGUGUCUUGUUUAACUCUUACCAGAGACUUUAAUUCUCCCAAGGCUCUCAGUUCUCCUUCUAUUUGACAGAGAAGAAAAUGGCCUCAGGUUAAAUGACAGAUACGGUGGGCCACCUAUGCUGAUGGUGCUGAGUCAAACCUGUCAGCCCCUGUGCUGCCUUAGUGACAGGGCUGCUCUAGCUGCUGCCAGCCCGUCAGUGGUGUGGAGCCAUCCAGAGCCCACCCUUCUGCUCUCCAGUUUGAGCUGUGUGGCUGCACUUCUUCCCACUCAGAAAUCACGGGAGCUGGAACACAGGAGGUGGAGAAGCUAAGGGUGGAGCGCUGUCCUCAUGCCAGAUCCAGCAUCUUGGAGUGGGAAACCAGGAACUGCUAUGGGAAGCCUGAGCCACGGCCUGAGUUCCUGCUGCCCUUAACCAGUCCCGAGCACCCCUAGCGUCAGAUUCUCCAUGGAGUCCACCAGUGCCUUGUCACCCCAAGGAGGGCCCUGCGUUUGCAUAUGCAGUGUCCCUGAUGUGCGUGUUCACUGGGGUUUACUUUGCCAUCUGAAACCCAUCAUUUCUGGAGCACUGUCUGGAAGAGGUUACCUAACUCUCCUGGGGAACGCACAGUCCCUCAGUCAGUAUCUCCUGAUCUCAUCGUGUUCUUUAAUGCACUAUUGUUUAUCAUCUGAGGAUGCUCGCCGUGACAGGUAUUUAUUUCCCUGCUGCAGCGAAUGCUCUCCUGAUCAAGUUAGAAAUUACCAUCCGAGCACACUGAGGCUUGACAAAUGACUCGUAUUUAUUCUUUAACUGCUUUGUCUUUGUAAAAUGAUAUGCCGAAUUGCCAUGGAUUAAUUGUUGUAAAAAAAAAAUUGCCUCUUAUAUAAAACAGUCUGGGUUUUAAAAACUUGAUGGUUGUGUUAUGGCCCCUAGAAUUCUACAUUUUGCCUUGCCCCAGGCUGAGGAACUUCUGUCCUGUUCACCAUUGUACAUUUAGCACCAGGUAAUUAAAAAAAAUUUUUUUUUGGUUUGGAAAAAAAGAUACAUACACAUUCAAAACCACAAGGCAUUUGACAAUACAAAUGAAUACACAAUAAAAAGUAAACUUCCUGAUGGAGGUUAGCCUCCAGUGCCCUCACCAGAGUUCCUCAUUGUUAUCUCUAUCUUGUGUAUCUUUUCAGAGCAAUUCUAUGCAUUUAUGAGUUUAUUAAUAUGUAUAUUUAUAUAUCUAUUUUUAAUACAAACAGUAGCAUUCUAUA